AUGGCAUUCAAAGCUUUAUACACCCAACUCUUUCCACCAAAGCCACCACUGACGGAAAAGAAUGUCCCUCUGCAACUCGGAAAAGUCUUCAUUGUCACAGGCGGUAACUCGGGAGUGGGUUUUGAGCUCUGCAAGAUCCUUUACACAACAGGCGCAACCGUGUAUCUGACUUCACGAUCAGAGCAACGUGGGAAACAAGCCAUCGAGGAGAUCACUAGUGCCAAUCCUCCUCCCAAGAACCCAGGCAAACUCAAGUUUAUCCACCUAGAUCUCAACGACCUCAACUCUGUCAAAUCCGCUGCAUCCACAUUCGCAUCUCAAGAGACAAAACUCCACGUCCUGUGGAACAAUGCAGGCACAGGCGCUUAUCGCGUCUCGCAAGGUGCCAGAACAGCACAGGGACUGGAACCAAUGGUGGGUAUGCACUGCGUAGCUACACUCCUCUUGACAACACUUCUCAUACCCCAGCUUCGUAUCGCUGCUGCCGAACCGUCUAGCUCCGCAAGGGUCGUCUGGACGUCGAGCAUCGUGACAGAUCAGGGGUCCCCAGCCAACGGGAUCGACAUUGAAACCCUUCACGCGGGAACGUCAGAUCGAGUGCUCAACUACGCUGUGUCCAAAGCCGGCAGCUGGAUGCUCAGCCGGGAGAUGGCCCGGCGGCACGGCGCCGAGGGCAUCGUAAGUGUCGCGCAGAACCCGGGCAACGUGAGAGGGGGCUCAUACGAGGGCACACCCGCGGCGACCAUGUGGUUCCUCAACCGCUUCGUACUGCAUCCGACAUCGUACGGGGCUUACACGGAGCUCUUUGCCGGGCUAUCCCCGGACGUCGACAACGGGGCGUAUAUCAUACCUUGGGGACGCAUGCGGACUGAUGACGAGUGUCCCCGUAAAGACAUUGUACACGCCAUGCAGCCCGACGGGUUGGAUUACGGGAAAAAGCUGUGGGACUGGUGCGAGCAACAGUGGGCAAAUGUCGUAUAA
Fusarium sp. VM40 is the source of this 981-nucleotide messenger RNA. NCBI's taxonomy places the organism in Eukaryota, Fungi, Ascomycota, Sordariomycetes, Hypocreales, Nectriaceae. The record is from the annotation of a GenBank genome assembly.